Tetrahymena thermophila SB210 is the source of this 1860-nucleotide messenger RNA. RefSeq names its product U11-48 kDa-like CHHC zinc finger protein. NCBI's taxonomy places the organism in Eukaryota, Ciliophora, Oligohymenophorea, Hymenostomatida, Tetrahymenidae. The transcript has a single exon. The record is from RefSeq and is a predicted model, not a curated record.
AAAUAAUAAAUUAUAAAUUAAAAUAAUUGGCUUAAAAGAUAAAUAAAAAAAAGGCAAAAAAUGAGCAGAGCUUACCAAAAUAAAAUGAAGGAAACUUUAUAAGAAGACCUCCGUUCUGAUGUUAUCACCUGUCCUUAUAAUAGUUCUCAUAAAAUAGUUAAAAGCAGACUUACUUGGCACAUCUAAAAAUGCAAAUCAGCUUAGGCGAAUAGUCACAUGUAUGGACAUUGCAGAUAUAAUUUUCUUCAUAUAAUGCCAAAAGAAGAUUUAGCCACACAUGAAAAUAUUCUUUGCAAAGAUCGCCCGAAAGAAUGCGAAAAAGAAGAUGAUUAUGGAGAUUAAGCUAUAUUUGAUGAAGCUUUCAAAGAGUGGAAAAAAGAAUAGAACAAGUAGAAAAGAAAUGGAAAUAAGAAACCUGUUCAAUAAUAAAUAGAGAAUAAUGCUGAUGAAUAAAAAUAAGACUAUGAAAUAUACCAUGAACAGUAACAAAGUUAGAUUUCUAAAUCAGGAUUUUUGAGCAAAAGUAAUUUUGAAGAAAAAAGCGAUGUUGAUGUAAGUGUAAUUAAUGCAAAUUGGCUUGAAUAAAAUGACUCAAAGAAAGUUAAUAAAAAUACUAAUAAUAACGCUAAUAAAAAUCUUAAUUAAAAAUAAGCUAAUUAAGAUGAUAGCGAUAGUGGAUCAGCUUCUUAAAGUGAUGAUGAUGUUGACAAUGAAGAUGAUAGAAGUGAUGAUGUCAAAAAUGAAGAUGAAGAAGAUAUUGAAGAAGAUAAAAUUUCUAAUCUAAGUUUUGAAUAGAAACCAAAUAAAAAUUAAAAUUAAUGUAUGAAUUCUUCAAGUUAAGAUGAAGAUAGUUAAGAUUCUGAUAUUGACGAUAAUAGUUAUCAAUAAAAACCAAAGUCAAAUUAAAAUUCUAGAAAAUAGAAUAUAGAUAUGGGUUAUUCUAAUAAUAAUAAUAAUAAUAAUAAUAAUAGUGAAAGUGAAUGCGAAUCAGAUGGAAAUAAUAAUAAUAAUAAUUAAUAUUAUAAUGAAUCUGAUCAAUCAGAUUGCGAAGUCGAGUAGAGUAUGGAUGCUAUUUAAUAGAAAAAAAAUUUAAAAUCAUAAAUCUAACAAAAAAAUAAUUCUAUAUAAUUAGUAAAAGCUACAAAUUAAAAAUAUAUUGCUUAAUAGAACCAAAAAAAUUCUAGUUCUAAUUAAAAAAAAAAUAGUAGUAGCAGUAGUAGCAGUAGUAGUAGUGAAGAAGAUAGCAACAGUGAAGAGGAAUCUAAAGAAAAAACUAAUUAAAAUAAAAAAAUCUAAUCUACUCAUUAUUAAAAUAAUAAUAAAAUUUAAAAUAAUAAAGAAAAUUAAAGAAAGAACAAUAUACCAUCUAAAAACCUUACUAAGAAUAAUAAUUAGAUUCUUUAAAGCUUAAAUUAAAAUGAAGAGGAUGAUGUUUCUUUCUAAAUAAAUUAAAGUGAGAUUAACAAUCAAUCUAAUCUUUCUUAUUUGAAUGAUUUGUCAAUGAAUAAAGAUGAGUUUACUUAGUCAUUCUUAGACUCUUAAAAGAAAUAAAAAUAUAAAAAGAGAUAUGUUCAGGUUCAUAAUUUACCUGAAGACUAAAGAUAUGAAGUUGAGUAGCUAUAACAUGAGCUAACUAGUAAAAAUUAGGCUGAUCUCUAUUAAAAUUAGAAAGCCAUCCAAUAAAUAAGAGGUAAUAGAGGAUAAAGAGCUGAAUAAUUAGAUAAUUAAAAAAAUGAUAACUAAAGUGGAAAUAGAGAAAGUUAACGUUAGGAUAACAAACAUGGAAGAAACAAUAAGAGUGAUAAUCAAUAAUAAAAUAAAAAUAGAAAUAACAGAAGUAGAAAUAAUAAUAAUAAUUGA